AUGGACCAAAGGCCCACUGCAUACACGGAAAGGCCCGAGUCCCUCAACCGUCUGGCCCUGCAGGAAUUCGUGCGACAACCGGUGACGCGCGAGAUGGUGGCUCACCUGGCCCUGCAAGCCUCGCGGGUCAUCCGCUGCGAGUCCCAUGUGACGGCGACACCGCACAAUAAUCAUCACGGUCAACCCACGCCCCCCAGCUCGCCUCCCCUCGACGACCACGAGGCCGGCAUCAAUAAUCUCCCGUUACCUUCCGUCGAACUCUUCAUCACCUCGCUCGUCACCCGCUCCCAGGUCCAGGUGCCCACCCUCAUGACCUCCCUCGUCUACCUGGACCGCCUGCGCGCCCGGCUCCCCCCAGUCGCCAAGGGCAUGCGCUGCACCGUCCACCGCAUCUUCCUCGCCGCCCUCAUCCUCGCCGCCAAGAACCUCAACGACUCCAGCCCGAAGAACAAGCACUGGGCUCGCUACACAGCCGUCAAGGGCUACAACGGCUUCUGCUUCUCCCUCCCCGAGGUCAACCUUAUGGAGCGCCAGCUGCUCUUCCUCCUCGACUGGGAGACCCGCGUCUCGGAGACCGACCUCUUCGACCAGCUCGAGCCCUUCCUGGGCCCCAUCCGCCACCGUUACAUGCUCCAGGAGCGUCAAGCCGCGCACCAGGCACCCCCACGCGAGUGGCGCCGCUUCCACGCCUCCGCCGAGCUCCUCGCCUGCCGUCUCCGCCGCCAGAAGCUCGAGGCCCGUCUCGAAGCCCGCCGCUCCGUCAACCACCACCACCACCACCACCACCACCACCCCUCCAUCCGGCGCCAUCUCCCCCCCAGCCCAGCCUCAUCCAACGCCUCAAUGUCCCCCGCUUCACUAGCCGACUCCGACCGCUACAGACCGUACUCCAUCCGCCGGCGACCGUGCUCCCGCCACGGCGUGUCAGUCUCCCCGCCCUCCAUCCAAGACGUCCCGGGUCUCUCCCGCGCAGAGACCCUCCCCUCGCUCAGCUCGCGCGCCUCCAGCGUCGCCUCCACCAGCUCCCGCGGCACACCCGCUAGCCUCCGCACCUCCAGCUCCACAGCCAGCAUGGCCGUGCUGGACGAUGUGACUUCCAGCCCGUCUUACACCGGCUACGUCCAUCUCCCUGCUGAGCCUAAGCAUGACGGAACUUACCUACCCUUGCAUCAGCAGCCGCAGCAGUCGGGUAAGAAAGCGCGGGUGUCUACGCAUGGUAGCUCCGGGUUCAUGGCGAGGAUUUUGGCCUCCGCUGCGGGAUCGUAUAUGGGACGACGACCUGUUUAG
Aspergillus campestris IBT 28561 is the source of this 1287-nucleotide messenger RNA. Its product is annotated as cyclin family protein. The record is from RefSeq and is a predicted model, not a curated record. Gene Ontology annotation, biological process: regulation of cyclin-dependent protein serine/threonine kinase activity. The coding region runs from base 1 to 1287 and encodes 428 amino acids. NCBI's taxonomy places the organism in Eukaryota, Fungi, Ascomycota, Eurotiomycetes, Eurotiales, Aspergillaceae. Gene Ontology annotation, molecular function: cyclin-dependent protein serine/threonine kinase regulator activity; protein kinase binding. The transcript has a single exon. Gene Ontology annotation, cellular component: nucleus; cyclin-dependent protein kinase holoenzyme complex.